GCAAUUUAUAUUCGUCGAUGGUCGCACCGGCUGCUUGAAAGAUUCGCACAUUGUCGCCAAUGUCGGUUCAUAUCAGUAGUUCUUAGAACUAUUUCACAAAAGUAAGGAAACAAACCCUCUAAAGAAUAAGCCAUGAAGUCCAGGUACACAACAAUCGACUUGCGGGCCGCAAUAUCGGAGUUGGGAGUGAGACUAAUGGGUCUGCGAGUUAUCAACAUAUACGACAUCAACAACAAGACAUACCUCAUCAAAUUACAGGGCACUGACAAGAAAGAAAUGCUUCUGAUCGAGUCCGGCAUCCGCAUCAACAGCACGGACUUUGACUGGCCCAAGUCCAACAUGCCGUCCAACUUCAGUAUGAAGCUUCGCAAGCACUUGAAGAGCCGACGGCUGAACCAGCUGCAUCAGCUGGGCAUGGACCGCGUCGUGGACAUGCAGUUUGGUUCGGAUGAGGCUGCGUAUCAUCUCAUUGUUGAGCUAUAUGACAGGGGCAACAUCUUCUUGACAGACUCGGAGUACACCAUCUUGAAUCUUCUCAGGACGCGGACAGACAGCGAAGAUGUCCGGUUUGCUGUCAGGGAAACCUACCCAGUAGAAGCUGCCAAGAAGCCAGAGCCACUCCCAGAACCAAACAGGCUUCAGGAAAUGUUGGCAACAGCCAAGCCCGGGGACCCUAUUCGGAAAAUCCUCAAUCCUCACUUUGUGUUUGGACCUGCCGUGAUCGAGCAUUGCUUGUUGAGACAGGGCUUCCCAUCCAGUGUCAAACUUGAGAAAGAGUUUAGCUCAAAAACAGAUAUCCCGAGGCUGUUAUUGGCCCUGACAGAGGCGCAAGAAUUAAUGGAACAGUCAGGCCACUCACAGAAUAAGGGUUACGUGAUACAGAAGAGAGAGAAAAAGCCAACGGCUGUUGAGGGUUGCGAUGACACAGAGCUCCUGACGUACACGGAGUAUCAUCCCUUCUUGUAUGAGCAGCACAAGUCCAGCCCGCACAUCGAACUGGACUCCUUCAACAAGGCCGUGGAUGAAUUUUACUCCAAACUGGAAAGUCAGAAGACAGACAUGAAGGUUCUCCAACAGGAAAAAGAUGCACUGAAAAAGCUGGAAAAUGUGAAGAAAGACCACGAGAAACGUCUUGAUCAGCUGAUGAAAGCACAGGAGAUAGACAUGAGGAAAGGUGAACUCAUUGAGAUGAACCUUCCACUGGUGGACCAGGCCAUUAAAGUUGUGCGGAGUGCGAUAGCCAAUCAGAUCGACUGGACGGAGAUUAAUAACAUCAUCCAUGAAGCGCAGGCUCAGCAGGAUCCCGUCGCAUCGGCCAUUAAAAACCUCAAGUUGGAUACCAACCACAUUACUAUGGUGCUAAGGAAUCCUUAUGAAGACCAGCAAGAGGAGGAAGGAGAGAACUCACAAGAAUCCAGCAGGAAACAGAAGAAGAAAGACAAGGCCAAUUAUGUGGAUAUUGACUUGGGCUUGUCGGCAUAUGCCAACGCCAGAAGGUUUUAUGAACAGAAGAAAUUUUCAAAGAAGAAGGAACAACGGACAGUAGAUGCAUCUGAGAAGGCUAUCAAGUCAGCUGAACGUAAAACAAAACAGGCCCUGAAAGACGUUGCAACGGUUGCAAGCAUCAACAAGACAAGGAAGACAUACUGGUUUGAAAAGUUUUAUUGGUUUGUAAGCUCCGAGAACUACCUUAUCAUUGCUGGAAGAGACCAACAGCAAAACGAAAUCGUCGUCAAGAAGUAUCUAUCACAAGGUGACAUAUAUGUGCAUGCCGAUCUUCACGGAGCUAGUAGCGUGAUCAUCAAGAAUCCAACCGGUGGACUGGUACCCCCCAUUACUCUGCAAGAAGCUGGUGUGAUGGCCAUAUGCUACAGUGUGGCGUGGGAUGCUAAGGUGGUUACCAGUGCAUGGUGGGUGCAUCACGAUCAGGUUUCUAAAACGGCACCUACCGGAGAGUACCUGACAACUGGUAGUUUCAUGAUAAGAGGUAAAAAGAAUUAUCUGCCGCCAGCACAGCUCAUGAUGGGCUUUGGCUUCUUGUUCAAGGUAGAUGACUCUUGCGUCUGGAGGCAUAAAGAGGAGAGACGAGUACGAGGCAUCGAGGAAGAUGGGAUGUCCCUGGCCGACAGCUCCACGGUGGAUGGUUCAGUGGAUGAAGAGAUUCAACUGGAAGGUGACAGUGAUGACAGCAGUGAAAAGGACGGCAGUGAGGGGAAGGAGAAGACAUCAGAACAGGACAACCAAGCUGGCCCGGCCGUGGAGGACCUCGAGGAGCAAGAGGAAGUCGAGGAUGAAGAUGGAUCGGAGCCAGAAGAUGAUCAGGCAGAGAUAGAUGAGACUCGAUCCUCCAGCGAUGAGGAUGUUGCCUAUCCAGACACUGCCAUCCAACUUCAUCAUGUACAGGGCGCUAAAUUGGAGCCUGAGAGGUCGCGGGGGUCAAGUGUUCUUAGCACUGGAAGCUACCAUUCAAAUGAAGGGGAAACUGAAAUGAAAAUUUACCUUGGUGACGACCAGCCGAUACUAAUUGCUGCUAACAAACAGAGCGACAAACAGAUGCCAAAACAGUACCUCUCAGCCAAGCAGAAAAGGCAACUGAAGAAACAGAAAAGGAGACCAAACGCAGACACAAACGACGACGAAGAAGAAAUUGACAGAAAAGAAGAACCAGAAAAUGAAGAAGUCAUUUCAGAGGAUGCCGUGAGAACGUCUGGCCUAGAUACAAAAGAGGAAUAUGAGGAGAAGGAAGAGACAGAAGAGCAAGAAGAGGAUAAGGAGAAAGAGGCUAUGGGAGCACAACCUCAACAGAUAAAGCGUGGUCAGAAGAACAAACUGAAGAAAAUCAAACAGAAGUACAAGGAUCAAGAUGAGGAGGAGAGACGUCUGAAGAUGGAGAUCCUUGCUUCUGCCGGGGCACCCAAGGAGCUGAGAGGAAAGAAGGCUAAGCAGGCUCGCAAGCAACAACUCCUGGAAGAGAAGCACCAACAGAUGAAACAGAAGCAGCAACAGAAGAGGAAAAACCAGGCCGGCAAGGCUCAUGGAAGGGAGGACAUGGGGGAAACAGAGGGCCAACUGGAGGAGAAAAUGAAAGGGCUGGAUGUGACUAGCGAACAAGGUGAAGACAGAGUGCUGCCGGUGGGCUUCAAGCAUGCUUGGAAAUCCAAGAAGGAAACGGUAGAAGAGGGUACAGGAGAGGUUUCAGAUGAAGACAAGGAGACGUCACUCCAAGAUGAGCAGUCACAACUCAUGAAGGAAAGCUCCAACAUUGUGGACUCGUUAACUGCCUGCCCUCAUGCUGAGGAUAUGUUAUUAUUUGGUCUUCCAGUUUGUGCACCAUACUCUGUUAUGCACAACUACAAAUUUAAGGUGAAGUUGACUCCAGGAACAGGAAAAAGAGGCAAAGCUGCCAAGACUGCUCUGAGCAUGUUCCAGUUCUCCAAGGAGACAACCAAUCGAGAGAAGGAUCUCUUCAAGAGUGUCAAGGAUACUGAUCUGUCAAGGAACUUACCGGGCAAAGUGAAGGUGUCUGCACCCAACCUACAGAAAACCAAGACAAAAGCCAAGAAGAAAUGAUGCAGUACACAAGAGGACUUAAAGUAGUGCCAUAUCUGGGGGGAGGGGGGGAGGGGGUCAGUGUCCGAUCAAUGAUCGAUGGUCAGCCGCUAAAAUAACCAAUAGCCGCGCUCCAUGCACUCACAUGUACUGUACGAAGUGCGAACUAUGGGCGUACUUGGGGGGGGGGGGGGCAGCAAGGCAGAACACACAACCACAAAAAAAGGAGAAACCUAAAGGAACAAGAAAAUGAAUAAAGACAAAAGCGAAUCAUAUUACUGUUAAUUUAAAGAGGUUGUGGAAUGCUCGAAGACAUUUCCGUCAUUUUUCGGGUAUAUGUAGCCUAAGGUGUGAUGAAAU
Patiria miniata (bat star) is the source of this 3909-nucleotide messenger RNA. Its product is annotated as nuclear export mediator factor Nemf-like. The coding region runs from base 133 to 3570 and encodes 1145 amino acids. The record is from RefSeq and is a predicted model, not a curated record. The transcript is spliced from 35 exons. Gene Ontology annotation, molecular function: tRNA binding; ribosomal large subunit binding. Gene Ontology annotation, biological process: ribosome-associated ubiquitin-dependent protein catabolic process; rescue of stalled cytosolic ribosome. Gene Ontology annotation, cellular component: RQC complex. NCBI's taxonomy places the organism in Eukaryota, Metazoa, Echinodermata, Asteroidea, Valvatida, Asterinidae.